Molecule: messenger RNA, 5545 nt
Organism: Scophthalmus maximus (turbot)
Lineage: Eukaryota; Metazoa; Chordata; Actinopteri; Pleuronectiformes; Scophthalmidae
Gene: jag1b
Product: jagged canonical Notch ligand 1b
Exons: 26
Coding region: 438-4076 (1212 amino acids)
Biological process (GO): establishment or maintenance of epithelial cell apical/basal polarity; cell communication; heterophilic cell-cell adhesion
Cellular component (GO): protein-containing complex; plasma membrane
Molecular function (GO): peptidase inhibitor activity; Notch binding; calcium ion binding
Source: RefSeq, a predicted model, not a curated record
CGGGCGCAAUGGUGAGUGGAUGGAUAUGCUCGCGUCUGGAGAGGGGGCGGGGCCACCGCGCUCUGCUCAUGAAUAUGGAGGCGCAGCGCCCCGCGGACACUCCCCUCCAUGUUGAACUUGUGUAGCCAGCUCCAGCCCGGACCAGCAGUCAGUCAGUCAGUCAGUCAACAGUGGGUUCGGCUGCCGCAUGGCUACUGUGCAAACUUUUCUCCAGCGACGAGUGGAAACCGUGGGAUAACGAAGAGGCGCAAGACGCUCGGAGAAGGCUGCGGGACAACGACGAGCGCACGAGGUCGUCCGUGUGAACCGGGAACCUGCGCUCCGCUGGUCGAAGUGUCGUUUCCCCACUCGUGCAUGUUCAAAGCAGAGGAGAGCUCUGGUGCCGUGAGUCGGCCGGACGACUAGUAACGAACGAGUGGCCACAGCAGUCCGGAGGCAUGAUUCUGAGACGGGGCUCGGUCGUCGCUGCCUUUUUACUCUGCUUUCUUGCCAAGGUGUCGGAGGCGAAGGGCCAGUUCGAGCUGCAGAUCUCGUCGAUGCACAAUGCGAACGGGGAGCUGCUGAGCGGCGCGUGCUGCGACGGCGCGCGCAACGCGGGGGAUCGGAAGUGCGCGCGGGACGAGUGCGAUACGUUUUUCAAAGUUUGCCUGAAGGAAUACCAGUCGAGGGUGUCCGCCGCGGGGCCCUGCAGCUUCGGCAUGGGAUCUACGCCCGUCCUCGGAGGGAAUACCUUUUCUUUCAGGAGCUCUGUGAGGAAUGACAAAUCCAGGAUAGUUUUGCCCUUCAGAUUUGCCUGGCCGAGGUCCUACACUUUGAUUGUGGAAGCCUUGGACUUCAGCAAUGAAACCAGUGGAGCAGAUGGAAAACUGAUAGAGAAAGCCUCUCAUUCCGGCAUGAUCAACCCCAGCCCGCACUGGCAGAAGCUGACUCACAACGGCCCUGUGGCCCAGUUUGAGUACCAGAUCCGGGUCAGCUGCGACGAGCACUACUAUGGCUUCGGCUGCAACAAGUUUUGCAGGCCACGGGACGACUUCUUCGGGCAUUACACAUGCGACUACAAUGGAAACAAGACGUGUCUGGAAGGCUGGUCCGGACCUGACUGCAACACAGCUAUAUGUCGACAAGGCUGCAGCACUGAACAUGGAUCAUGUAAGGAGCCAGGAGGAUGCAAGUGUCUAUAUGGCUGGCAGGGUCAGUAUUGUGACAAGUGCAUCCCCCACCCAGGAUGUGUUCAUGGCACCUGCGUCGAGCCCUGGCAGUGCCUAUGUGACACCAACUGGGGCGGCCACCUUUGUGAUAAAGAUCUGAACUACUGUGGCACUCACCAGCCCUGUCUGAACGGAGGGACGUGUAUCAACACGGGACCGGACAAGUACCAGUGCACCUGUGCUGAUGGUUACUCUGGUGCAAACUGCGAGAGAGCGGAACACGCCUGUCUGUCCAAUCCGUGCUCUAACGGAGGAAGCUGCUCAGAAACAGCUCAAGGCUACGAAUGUCAGUGUGCGCUCGGCUGGAGCGGCCCCUCCUGCACCAUCAAUGUCGACGACUGCUCUUCAAACCCCUGUAACCACGGUGGGACCUGCCAGGACCUGGUCAAUGGCUACAAGUGUCAUUGUCCCUCACAGUGGACGGGGAAGACAUGUUUGAUCGAUGCCAACGAAUGUGAUAGCAAGCCCUGUCUCAAUGCCAACUCGUGCCGCAACCUCAUUGGUGGAUACUUCUGCGAGUGUGUCCCUGGUUGGACGGGGCAGAACUGCGACAUCGAUAUAAACGACUGCAAGGACCAGUGCCAGAAUGGGGGAACUUGCAAGGACUUGGUGAACGGGUAUCGUUGCAUGUGCCCCCCUGGCUUCGCCGGCGAGCACUGCGAGAGAGACAUCGAUGAGUGUACGAGUUCACCGUGUCUGAACGACGGGCGCUGCCAGGACGAAGUGAACGGCUUCCAGUGCCUGUGUCUGGCUGGCUUCUCAGGAAAUCUCUGCCAGCUGGAUAUCGAUUACUGCUUGCCCAACCCGUGUCAGAAUGGAGCGCCCUGCUUCAACCUGGCCACAGACUACUUCUGCGCGUGCCCAGAGGACUACGAGGGCAAAAAUUGCUCUCACCUCAAAGACCACUGUCGCACCACCACGUGUAAAGUGAUCGACAGCUGCACAGUCGCUGUGGCAUCCAACAGCACACCGGGAGGAGAGCGUUACAUUUCGUCGAAUGUGUGUGGACCUCACGGCCGUUGCCGGAGUCAGGCUGGAGGCCAGUUCAGCUGCGAAUGCCAGGAGGGGUUCAGAGGCACCUACUGUCACGAGAACAUCAAUGACUGCGAGAGCAACCCAUGCCGCAACGGAGGUACCUGCAUCGACAAAGUCAGCGUGUACCAGUGCAUCUGUGGCGAUGGCUGGGAGGGCGACCACUGUGAGAUCAACAUCGACGACUGCAGCACCAACCCCUGUCAUAAUGGAGGGACAUGUCGAGACCUGGUGACUGACUUUUUCUGCGAGUGUAAGAACGGCUGGAAGGGAAAGACAUGCCACUCCCGCGAAAGUCAGUGUGAUGAAGCUACAUGCAACAAUGGUGGCACCUGCCAUGAUGAGGGCGACACGUUCCAGUGCAAGUGUUCGCCAGGCUGGGAGGGUACGACAUGCAACAUAGCCAAAAACUCAAGUUGUCUCCCGAACCCUUGUGAGAAUGGAGGUACCUGCGUAGUGGCCGGGGAGUCGUUCACCUGCGUCUGCAAGGAAGGCUGGGAGGGACCCACGUGCACCCAGAAUACCAACGACUGCAGUCCACACCCAUGUUACAACAGUGGAACCUGUGUUGACGGGGAUAACUGGUACCGCUGCGAGUGUGCCCCAGGCUUCGCGGGUCCAGACUGUCGGAUCAAUAUUAAUGAGUGCCAGUCCUCUCCAUGUGCCUUUGGCUCCACUUGUGUGGAUGAGAUCAACGGAUAUCGCUGCGUGUGUCCACCGGACCGGAGCGGGCCACACUGUCACGAAGUGACAAGAAAACCUUGCUCUGUUGGCGGACAUAUCACCCCUGACGGAGUCAAGUGGGAGGAGGACUGCAACACUUGCCACUGUUCCAAUGGGAAAGUUGUGUGCACAAGGAUGUGGUGUGGCCCUGUGUCAUGCAAACUGAGUGCCAAAGGUCAAGGCGGGUGUCCCUCAGGUCAAAGCUGCAUCCCCAUCAGGGAGGGCCACUGCUUUGUGAAGCCCUGCCUCGACUUUGGAGAGUGCUGGCGCUCCAACCCUCCCCCGCCUCUCACCAAAUGCCACCCCAGCUCCAGUUACCCGGACAACAGCUGUGCCAACAUCACAUUCACCUUCAACAAGGAGAUCAUGCCUCGAGGCUUGACUGUGGAGGAAGUGUGUAAGCAGCUGAGGCACUUGUAUGUGGUGAAGAAUUUCUCCUUGGAGCAUUCUGUGUCCAUAACUUGUGACCCCUCAUUCUCAGCCAGCAAUGAGAUCCACGUCUGCAUCGCUACAGAGGAUCAUCGCCUGGACCAGAGCCCCAUUAAAGAGAUCACAGACAGGAUAAUCGACCUGGUCAGCAAGCGCAACGGCAACAACACCAUCAUCUCUGCCAUUGCAGAAGUGCGCAUGCCAAGCCCCAGCAAAACUGACUACCUUGUGCCCCUCCUCAGCUCUGUCUUCAUCGUCAUCUGGGUCCUCGUGCUGGUUUCCAUUUUGCUGUGGUGCAUGCGACGUCGGCGGAAACAGAGCAGCCACGGUGUCUCGGCGGCGGCUGUGGCCGAGGACAACACGACUAACAAUGUGCGGGAGCAGCUCAACCAGAUCAAGAACCCUAUAGAGAAGCACGUGGGCCUCACAGUGGCCAUCAAAGACUACGAAAACAAGAACUCCAUCAUUGCCAAAAUAAGGACAAAUAAUCCCGAGGGGGAUGAGGACGACAAGGAGAGGCACUUGCAGAAGGGCCGCUUUGCCAAACAGCCAGCAUACACACUGGUGGAGAGGGACGAGAAGACGCCCAUCUCCACAUCCAAACACCCUAAUUGGACUAAUAAACAGGACAACAGAGACUUGGAGACAGCAAACAGCAUUAACAGGAUGGACUACAUUGUAUAGCAGACAGCUGUGUUGCUGUGCAACCAAGCCUUACGCCUUCACACCCCGGUGGUGGGUGAGACGGGGGAGCUUCGGCAUGUGUAGUUAGUAAACUGUCGUGUCAGUCGUGACCCCACAGUAUUUUCAGAUAUUCCCCGUGUUAAUUUAAGUUUUGACAAGCUGGCUUACACUGGCAGUGACAGUUGCUUUGGUUGGCUGGAAAACACAAGGCACUGGUAUACAUUUCACUGUAGAACUAGUUGCAGAAGUGUCUUCCUAUGCAUUUCAUUUCCCUUUCUUUAUUUCUUUUAUUUAGUGGACACAUGGAAGGGGCUCCUGGUGUAAUUGUUGUACAAUGACUAAAACUAUGUGACGUGUUCAACACUAGAGCUAAUUAUUUUUAAUAAGUGUUUGAAAUUCUUUCUAGUUCCGUUUGGAGAAAGUGCCUUUUUUCAGCUUUAGACUUCAGCAACUGUCAAAUGAAAAAGAAAAAAAAAAGAUCAACUUUAUUAUUUAUUUUUAUUUUUUGGGUGGGGCUGGGGAGGGACGGGAUCGAUGUCAGCAGUUGCUGCCAAUAUGAAGAAUUUAUGUGUCGAUUUAGAACAUGUAGAUAUGUACAUUUUUUUUAUUAAUCAUUGUGUAUAUUUGAUUUAUUAACUUAAUAAUCAAGAGCCUUAAGAUAUCAUUCCUUUUUAUUUAUGUCUAGUUUGAAGGUUUUGAUAGCUGUGGAAGCCUACCAUUUAUUUCAGUGACUUAAUUGUUUUUCAGCAAAUUCUAUAAAAGACAAAUUUCAAAGAAGACAAAAGAUGGGCACUAUGGGGCCUAAAAGAAAUACUUUUUUUUGGUUCGUUUGUUCUUCCACAGAUUUUCAUUUCAUGACUUGCUGCCAGGACCUUGAUUUGAAGGCAAGUGAGGUUAGGUCGACAAAAGAUCACGGCUGCUGCGAGGGAUGGACAUGGUGGCAGACAUAUUGCUUGCCACUAAUGGUUAAAAUACUUAAGGGAACAAAAAAAACAAAGAACCUUCAGCAGCUUCACUUUAACCCAUUGACAAAUUUCAAAGGCUGUCAAAAUCCACCAGCUUGCAAUGCAAGUCACACCAAUAGAGACACGCCAGGAUUCCCAUCUGCUUUAGUCAGCGUAAUAUCAUAAGCUAGACCACGAGUACUUGAACAGUAGGGGGGCGAUGGGAACACUGUAGAGUCAGAUAAGAUACACUGCCUUGCUCUGCAAGAGUCCGCUUUGUUUCUGUGCACAUUUGUUUCUUUUCUUUUUUCUUUUUUUUUUUUUUUAAAAAAUGAGGCUCUUAAAGACAAACAUGUUUUAUCUCAUUUGUUAAACCCUUUGAGAUCAUGGCAACAUUUUGUCCAAUUUUUUUGACUUUGUGUUAUGAACUUGAGAAUUAUGUGUUGAUCUGGCAAUAUAUUUUUGAAAGUCAUAUUUAUUAAAUAUUUUGUAUGAAAAGAGAAUUAAAGUUGUCUUUUUUCUGGA